CAGCAUCAUAUCACAUCGCUACACAUUCACAGAAGAAAUGUUUUGAUACAGUCCAGAGAAAUUUUAUGCAAGCUCGUGGUUUAGAUGAACACAUUAGUUAUUAAAAAUGUGUUUACACUUGUAUUGAAGUAAUGGCGUUUCCACAGCCGCGUCCUCUGGGCCCUCAGCUGCCGAAGCAUCUGCUCCGGACUAUAGACUGUCAGCAAGGCGCUGUGAGAGCUGUGCGCUUCAACGCUGAUGGGAAUUAUCUGUUGACAUGCGGCGGUGAUAAAUCUUUGAAGUUGUGGAGUCUCAGUCGCGGGACUCUCCUGAAGAAUUACACCGGUCACGGAUAUGAGGUGCUGGAUGUGGACUCCUCUUUUGACAACAGUCAGCUGUGCUCGUGCAGUUCAGAUAAGACCGUCAUCCUCUGGGAUGUGGCCAGCGGGCAGGUGACACGCAAACUCCGCGGACAUGCCGGGAAAGUGAACUGUGUGCAGUUCAACGAGGAGGCGACUGUGGUGUUGUCGGGCUCUAUUGAUGGUACGGUGCGGUGUUGGGACACUCGAUCCAGACGAAUGGAGCCGAUCCAGAUCUUGGACGAAGCUCGAGAUGGAAUCAGCAGUCUGAAGGUGUCGGAGCACGAGCUGGCAACCGGGUCUGUGGAUGGCAGAAUAAGGCGUUAUGACUUGCGGAUGGGUCAGCUUCAUGUGGAUUUCGUUGGAAGUCCCAUCACCUGUGUAUGCUUUAGUCGGGAUGGACAAUGCACGCUAAGCUCAAGUUUGGACUCGACUCUGCGUCUCAUAGACAAGAGCUCAGGGGAGAUGCUGGGAGAGUACACAGGCCAUGUAAACAAAGGCUAUAAGCUCGAUUGCUGUCUGUCUGAUAAAGACACGCAUGUUCUCAGCUGUUCGGAGGACGGUCAUGUUUACUACUGGGAUCUGGUGGAGGGCUCUCUGACUUUAAAACUGCCUGUUGGGAAAGCUGUUGUCCAAUCACUAUCGUUUCACCCUACGGAGCCCUGCCUUUUGACUGCUAUGGAAGGGCGUGUUCAGGUAUGGGGGGCGGAGCCUGAUGAUGAAACUGUGAAAGAUAUUAAAGCCGAGUAAUGGGCAUUGAAUAUCGAACACAUGAGCGGGACUCACGAGUCAUUAAAUGAGAAGAAAUGCCA
Messenger RNA from Misgurnus anguillicaudatus (oriental weatherfish), 1150 nucleotides. The record is from RefSeq and is a predicted model, not a curated record. NCBI's taxonomy places the organism in Eukaryota, Metazoa, Chordata, Actinopteri, Cypriniformes, Cobitidae.